CUCAACUGCGAGCUAACCAAGGCUGUGACCCCCGCGCUCUCACUGACAGUGUGGGCCCACCUCGUCCUCCGGUCAAGCCUCCGCGUCGACGUGUCGCGCCGCCGCGCGCCAUGGCCGGCGGCGUGCUGGCCACGGUGCGGUGGGCGACGGCGUGCGCGGCGGUGCUGAACGCGGCCGCGGCGUCCACCGGGGGGGCGGUGGCGGCGCUCGCCCUCCGCGGCGGCGGGGGAUGCGGAGGGGCGCUCGGCCCGGCCGCCGCAGCCGCGUCCGCGGCGUCGGCGGCGAGGCUCGUCGCGUCCGCGGUGGCCGGGUUCGCGCAGGGCGCCGCCGCGGCCGCCAUUGCCGCGGGGGCCAUCGGGGCGCACGUCGACAGCGACCGCGACCUCCGCCACCUCUCGCGGCUGCGGUACAAGAGAUGGCUUUGGUGGACAAGGUUUGGGGUGGUCAUUACUGUGCUGCAGUUUGUUUUAGCACUUUGUUUGUUGUGUAUUAUAGUGAAGGAUUUCUCUGCUGGGAGAUCUUCAAAACAGUGCUUGUCAGGACAUGACCAAGACAACAGUAACUGGAAGCACACUCUGUUAAUAAGUUUUAUCGUCAUCAUGUGGGUGGCAACUAUAGUUCAAUGUUCUACUGGUUCUGAUGUAUUAAGGUGGAGGUCAUUCUAUGCUUCCCAUGAUAUUGCGUGGAGGGCACACUAUAGAGAGGUGUUUGAUCAUGGUAUCCGAGAAGUUUUAUGCUGUCUAGGGCGGGUUAAGUAUUCGAGUGUAUUAGAAGAAGAUGAUAUAUGUGUUGUGGCAAAAUUAUUGGGUGAUCUUAUGGCUUAUCGCGCAUCUGGAACUGGCCACCUUGAGCUUAUAGCAGGGUUUUCAUUGUUGCAGAAAUUUAAGUCAUCCGCAGUUGUUUCAAAAGAACAAGCAGAGGCUCCUCAGGAUCUCAUUAAAGAGGCUGUUCUCUUUCAUCCAUUUGCUGAAGCUGCCUAUACAGGACCACUUCUUGAUUUUGGAAGGAAUCCUUUUAUGUUUCCAUGUGUUUGGCUCAAUCGGCAGGGUGUUAUGACACCAUGGACCCGUGCUAGGCGACCAGUUCUUGAAGGCGAUAAUUGGUGGCGAGGGCAUGCAGCUGCUUUCCUAAAAUAUGUCAGUGUACCCCCGGAAGUUCUUAUAAAAGGCCGUGUUAGCCAGGCAAGACGUGAGGCUGCCUAUUUUGUUGUUGUCCUGCACGAUUUGAAAACGUUAGUCAUUGCCAUCCGCGGAACUGAGACUCCUGAAGAUGUUAUAACUGAUGGCUUGUGUAGGGAAUGCUCUCUUACGGUGGAUGACUUGGAUGGGCUGAUCAAUUCUGAUCAGUUACCCCUACAAGUUAAGGAUGCUGUCAUCUCAUCCUUUCCACACCAUGGACAUGCUGGAAUGGUUGAAUCAGCUCGAGAACUGUACGCUAAGCUUGAAGGGCUGCCCAUCCAUCAAGAUAAACCAGAUGCAGUGCCAGCUGGAUUCUUAUCUUCUUUGCUCGGCGCUGGAUGUGAGUGCCAUGGAUACAAUAUUGAAAUCGUUGGGCAUUCUUUAGGAGGUUCUGUAGCUGCACUUCUUGGUAUCAGACUGUAUGGACGCUUUCCAAAAUUACAUGUAUAUGCAUAUGGAGCAGCACCAUGUGUGGACUAUGUGAUCGCAGAAGCAUGUUCACAGUUUGUUACCAGUAUUGUCCACAAUGAUGAAUUUUCUGCCCGGUUAUCCAUGAAUUCAAUAAUUAGAUUACGUGCUGCUGCUGUGAGAGCUCUCUCAAAGGAUGCUUUGCCGAAUUCCGCCAAAGUUGGAAAACUAGUUGCUGGGAUCGUGAGGACGAAGGGAUACAAUCGAAAUGUUGCAGAUCAUCGUCAGUCUACUGGUGCUCUUCAGAUAGUCAAUGAGGCAAAGCUAAGAAAUGAUCAAAUCCACGGAAAUAAUCUAAUGCACACAAUUAGAGGUGGUGUAUUCCUCCUUGGUAAAGCGAUAUCUUGCUUGGUAAAUACUCCAAAAUAUCGAGUGAGCUCCACAGCAGCAAUCAACUAUGAGUUGGGGAGCAGAUCUAGAAUGAAUAUUCUUGGUGAUAGAGGGAACUGCAUGGCUGCUUCCUGCAGUGUUCUGGAUGUUCCUCAUUUUGGAGAACCUAGUAAUGCAUGCGGAAAUGGGAAGUCUUCUGAAGAUGAUCUGAAUGAAUGUAGCAGGGAAUACAGGCUACCUCAUUCAAAUGAUGGCACAAAACUCUCGAUUGAUCCUAAUGAUCUGCGUACAAUAAGUUUGCCUGAAGGACAAUCACCGGAGGUGUAUCUGCCUGGUCUCGUUAUUCAUCUUGUUCCAGUAAAGAAUCAUACCUCUCCAUUUCAGAAGACACCUGUGACUCGACACAAGAGUCGCAAGAACAAGAGUUACAAAGCAUUUAUAGCCAAUCGACAAGAUUUUAUGGACCUUGUUGUUACACCUCGUAUGUUCCUUGAUCAUCUUCCAUGGAGGUGCCACUAUGCCAUGCAAAGGGUUAUAGAAACUCGGAAAAGGGCAUGCUAAUUCAUGAUUCGUCCACCAGAGAUGAUACUGUGUGAAGUUAAUUUUGCAACUCUCCUUAAUUCUUGUAGAUAAGUUCAGGAUGUUAGGAUCAUCUGCUUCUUGCAGGAGGUUGGCUGCAUAUACAGUGUUGACUGUAUUACUGUAACUGUAAGUAGAACAGUUCAGAGCUGAAGGGUGUUGCCAAUGUGAAAAACAUCACUUGGACCUUAGCAUUUGUUGUACUAGGAGUAUCUAGCUUUACAUAGGCUUGCUCUGAGGUCAAAGUAGAGUACAGCAUGCCACUAUUAUUUAUGAAACCUUUGGUAGUGAGUAAUUAUAUUAGUCUGUAGCAUCAAAUUUUGCUGCAAUGUUGUUGUAACUCUAGUGUUCACACAUUACAUGUAAUUGUCUGAACAAUCAUGUACCAUGUACUCCUACUUGCUGAAUAAAGAAACUAGUUUCUGCAGCGAAGAAAA
This is a messenger RNA of Oryza sativa Japonica Group (Japanese rice), 2992 nucleotides long. RefSeq lists its product as uncharacterized. Gene Ontology annotation, biological process: lipid metabolic process. The record is from RefSeq and is a predicted model, not a curated record. Lineage: Eukaryota; Viridiplantae; Streptophyta; Magnoliopsida; Poales; Poaceae.